UCCUGUCUUUCUGCUUUGCUUCUUUUGUUACGUUGCGACCACGUUGGUUUUUGGUUUAUAGUCCAUUAGGUGUUUUACUGUUUUUUCAAUCAUGAGUCACGUCCUAAUAAGAUGGCUAAAUACGGGCAGGACCCGCCUUUUUGACGUUGUGAGCAUAAGGGACAUCGUUGACACAAAAAUCGGGGCGCUUAUAAUUCACAAUAGCAAAGAUCCAAGCGUGUUUGCAACCGACGUACUGAUACGUUGGAAGGGCGAGAAACACCCGGCAAGGAUCGAGGCUGUCGGGAGCGCCGCACAAAUGGAGAAGCGGUGUCAGCAAAUAACGAAAAACAAGGAGGUGAAAGAAGCGUCUUCUAAUGGGGCGUCGGAAGACGGCGACCAGUUGGAAACUUGCAAGCACUGCGAAGUACUGGAGGUAGAGAACAACUCAUUGAAGAGUCACAUGCACGAGCUUCAGGAAGAGAACAACAAACUGAAGACUACCAUCGACUACAUAACCUCACAAAAAGAUGGGAUUGAAGAUCUGCAAACUGCUGCUAGCGAACUGCUUCGGUUCCGGGAGGAGCUCCAGCAAGACAGGGCAGCAAGAAAUUUCGAAAAAGCUGAACAGUCUGCAAACGCUUGUCAGCAGGAAGACGACGAGCAGGUUGACCUGGGAGGAUAUAAAGUCAACAAGGCCGUGAUUGACAUGCUUCAGCUAGGACCGGCGAAAACAGCAACGACUUAUGCUCGAGAACUCCUCAGGCAGGUGUUCACCACAGAAGAGCUGCUGGGGAAAUCAAUAACAGGAAAGCAGUCCAACGCCCACAAAGAGAAGGAGGCAAGGCCGCAAUUGGACCCUGUUAGGGUCAACGCAGUUGUCAAAUACACCUGCAAGAAAUUUCACCUUUUGAAAGAAACCACAGUGCGGUCGUCACUGUCGUCUAUGCUAAACAAGACGAAGGAGUCCAGCCCUGAGUAAAUCCACAUCAUGAGAGCUUUGACUGCUUUCAAGAAA
Molecule: messenger RNA, 997 nt
Organism: Ixodes scapularis (black-legged tick)
Lineage: Eukaryota; Metazoa; Arthropoda; Arachnida; Ixodida; Ixodidae
Exons: 6
Coding region: 92-961 (289 amino acids)
Molecular function (GO): DNA binding
Source: RefSeq, a predicted model, not a curated record